CACACUUUUUUUUUGUCGUGAGUGUUAUGUAUAAAAAGUGCGGUUGAAAUAAAUAGUUUACGAAACUCAGAAAAAUGCAUCUAACAUUGAUAAACUUCUUCAAAAAAUCUGUUAACGGACACAUUUUUCGAGGCAAAUAUCGUUUAGUCAAAAGAGUUACUCCCAGAGCUGUUCAAACUCUGCGAAGGGAUUACGAACAAACAGAGCAGAAUAUGGCAUUUCUGCUGAAGCCUUUUUUAACCAUGGAACAAUCGUCAGGCCAUGCAAAGGAACUCGGCAAACGAGAGCAAUCUGUCAGCAAAUGGCGUGAGGCUAAGUUGAAAAUGAAACCACACGUGACGAUUACCGAAAGACUGGAGCAUUUGAACGUGCAAAAUGUUUGGGAUUGAGAAACUUGCAGUGAAAUUCUUUCUUCUAUUAAGCACUUAGAACUCUGUAUGAAACAUUUUAUUUUAUCGCUAACUUUGUAUAUGGUUAAUAAAUACAUUUAACAUAAUAUAAA
Molecule: messenger RNA, 502 nt
Organism: Uranotaenia lowii
Lineage: Eukaryota; Metazoa; Arthropoda; Insecta; Diptera; Culicidae
Product: ribosomal protein 63, mitochondrial
Exons: 2
Coding region: 75-389 (104 amino acids)
Biological process (GO): mitochondrial translation
Cellular component (GO): mitochondrial ribosome
Molecular function (GO): structural constituent of ribosome
Source: RefSeq, a predicted model, not a curated record